Manis javanica (Malayan pangolin) is the source of this 1783-nucleotide messenger RNA. The record is from RefSeq and is a predicted model, not a curated record. Lineage: Eukaryota; Metazoa; Chordata; Mammalia; Pholidota; Manidae.
AUGGCUAAACCCCUGCUUUGUUUUCUGCUGCAGGCGGUGGACACAGCUGAGGAGCCUGGUGUGCACAGCAGGGGGGAGGCCAGGCUGGCAGCCGCCCGGGAGAUGCAGGUCUGCACCCGGGGCCGCUGGACGCAGGUGCACCUGUGGGUUUGCACCACGCUGCCCUGUGGCCACGGAGAACAUGACAACAGCCCCGAACGGCCAUGGGCGACUCGCCGCAAUCCCUGUUCAGUCUCGGACCCCAAAAUGGGGACCUACGCAGCGUGCCAGAAUGGGGGGUGCAGCGGCAGCCACGGCCCCGAGGCGGAGGCGCCGGACGCCAGGCUCAGCCCCGCCAAACUCCUGCGCCUCUUCUCAGCGAGCAGGAAGCGGACGGGCGCCUCCCCGAGAGGCCGCGUUCCGGGGGCCUGGUGGGUGCGAGGCGCGCGGGCCGGGGCCGGCGCCGGGGCGGGGGCCGCGUCCGCCCGCUCGGACCCCGAGGACGCGGACGACGCCUUCCGGAGGCGCGCGCCCCGCUCCCGCCGCCUCCGCCGCCCUCCGGCCCGGGCCGCCUCCGCCUGCAGGGCCGCGGCCGGGAGCUGUGCCCGGGCCGCCGGGGCCCCCGGGGCGUGGGCUCCCGGCGACGGAGCCCGAGGGCAGCGGCAGCAUCCCGGGGCGGGGGGCGCGCGGGCAAGGCCGGCGCACCACAGGACGCCCAGCAUCCCGGCGGCGGGCGCGGAGAGGCUCGGCGGGCAGAGGGCUCCGGGGGGGAGAGCGCGCCCGUGGCGGGCAUCCCCGGGCUCCGAGCUGGAGCGCGCGCGGGGCAGGGCAGGGGCGCGGGGUCCCCGGGCCUCGGGGCCGCCCUGCUGCAGGCGUCCCGGGCGGCCGCGGACGCAGCCCUCGUGCCCCGGGAGGGGGCAGCUCCGGGGCGGCGGCGAGCACCCGUCUGUGCGCCGGCAACGCCGCGUCGGGCCCGAUUGCCUGCGAAGUGUCGAGCAAAGCCUGGGGUGCAGCACCCCCUGGGAGCCAGUUCCCAUUCGACCUGGAGCAACCCUCCACUCCCCCGAGGCCCACCACAUCCAAGCCUUCGGCCCCCGGAGCCCAGGCGCUGGGAGCCGUCUCAGCGCGCAGUCCCCGAGUUCAGGGGACAGUGGGGAAAGGGCAGAGGGUCCUGCUCGGAGGGGGCAGGGGCCUGUGUCCCUACAGGAUUCAGAGCAAGCCACCUGCGGCGAAGGCGGUGAGGACAGCGGAGCCAGCAGCCGCCCUCAGCAGAGCCUCUGCGGGGCUUCGGGUCCAGAGGAAAAGAGGCGGGAGAGAGGUGACUGUCACUGCACAGGGUUCCAGUGCUUUGUAUCAGCGGUUGCUGCCUCCAGAAAAUCACUCUGAGACAAUAUAAAUAUUUCCAGAUUGUCACACUUUUGUUACUGCCUUGACUCAAUGUAUUUAAAACUGCAAAUCGGACUCAUUAACACACCAGCUCUCAUCCUGAUGGGGAAAUGAUGUCAGAGCACAGGCUCCCUGCAGGCAAAGCCACUCCCUGUCUUGCACACACUGAGGUGUUUCAGAUGCAUGGGGAGGCCCUGCCCUCAAACACAAGUGACCGCCCUGCUCAGCGCUUCUCGGCUAAGACCAAGCUUCACAGGGCCAUGCCGAAGUGUGAACUAGGAAGACUGUAAGCUGCCAGCACCCGUUAGAGCAUUCUCACCACAGUCUGGGACAAUCUUAGUAAAGGAAGUAUUUUACUGAACAUUGGGACUAUGGUUAUUUCUUUUCAUCUAAAAGUUCACCAGUAACAGGAUGAUUG